Molecule: messenger RNA, 338 nt
Organism: Racocetra persica
Lineage: Eukaryota; Fungi; Glomeromycota; Glomeromycetes; Diversisporales; Gigasporaceae
Source: the annotation of a GenBank genome assembly
AGAAAAUGCCUCAAAAGAUCAAGUGUCCUACCUCUGAUUCUGUGAUCCAUGAUCAAAAGAGAGUUACUGGGGCACGAAUUAUUCAAUCCCCUUCAAAAUCUGAUGGUCCAUUCUCUAUAAACCAUAAUAAUGUGUUCGAAAUUUCUGAGAUGGCCCGUCCCAGAAAAGUUACCUAUGACAGCAUUGAUGAAGCCUCACAACAUCUAGCUCAGUUAUGUGACAAAGCUAUCGAUGCUGAAGAUAAGCAAAUCGAGCUAAUCAGGAAGAAAUUUUAUAUUGGUGCCUCUACUGGAAGGAUUUCAGAGAUCAGCUUGAUGAAAUUAUCAGAAGCAAUAGUG